AUGACACAAAUUUCUUUGACUCCGAUGGGCUCACCUAUCUUUGAUGCUCGCUAUACUUUUGAAAGCGUGCGAAUCUGGAAAAUUGAACAAGUAAAUCACUGGUUGCAAGAUAAUAACUUUAAGGAAUACGAGCAACUAUUCUGUGAGAAUGAUAUCACUGGAGAUGUUUUGUUAGAGUUGGAUCAUCAGAUUUUGAAAGAGCUAAAUAUAAAGAAAAUCAGUGAGCGCGUUCGUAUUUUGGUCGCCGUCAAAGCUUUGUUAAAAAGUUGCAUUAAUAAUAUCGGGAGACAUCCAAAGGAUACUUAUUCACCUAUUACUUAUUCCCCUAUUUUGGAUCGAUUCCCGCCGAUGCAACUUACGCGAUCGAGUUCCAUGCCUCGAACUUUAGCACGUUCUAGUUCGAGAAAUGGGAGAAGUGAAGCUUCUCCAAGAGAAAUCAAUUCACCCAGAGAAUCUCCUAGGCUACAACAUGUCAAGAGUCCUUCAGUCGACAUACAUAAUAUCAAACAGUAUAUCAUCAAGGUUUAUGAUGUUUAUGAUGGUGAAGAACAUGAAUCUCGAACAAUCGAUAUUCGAGGGGAUAACGAUGCAAAAUCUAUAUUAGGCAGAGUGCUGUACAAAUUUAAUAUUAGUGAUGAUGAGGCUGAAAAAUAUUCAUUAUGCACUAAAUUGAGUGACGAUUCCUAUCGUAUUCUAACCGAUGACGAGAUAGUAAAAAUAUGUAAAAAUCCAGAAAGACCUGAAAGGGAACAUCUCAUACUACGUAAAGAUAUGCCAAGACGAAGAAAGUUGGAAAAGUUCUUUGGGGAAAGAUACGAAAAGCUUUCUGCGGGACCAACACACACAAAAUUACAAAACUUUUUCGGACAACGUCCGCCAUCCGAAUUAAUUUCGCUAAAUCUUACGGAAUACUUUCCUGGGCAUAAUAGUGAAGAGUUGGAACGUAGUGCUAGAAAUUCAAUAAGACGUGCAUCAAGAAUAUCACGACCAAAAUCGAAACGAAUAUCGAGAUUUCUUGACGAAGCAGCUUUAGCAGCACCGUCAGCAAUAGAGUUAUCUGAAAUAACGAUAGCAGAAGAACCUGACGAAACAUAUGAAGAAAUUGAAGAGGAUGAAGAUGAUGAAAUGCCUCCAUAUUGGAAUCCAGAUCAGGAUAGCGAUGACGAAUUCGAUGAUGGCACUGGAAAUUCAUCGCUGAAAUGGAUAAAAGGUGCAUUGAUUGGAUCUGGAUCAUUUGGGAACGUUUAUCUCGGUCUCAAUGCGGUUACUGGAGAGCUAAUGGCAGUAAAAUGUGUCGAUUUUCCAACUGGUCAAUCAGCAAGUGAAGAACGAAAAAAGUCCAUGCUGGAUUCUUUACAACGGGAAAUUACUUUAUUGAAAGGUUUACAUCAUGAAAAUAUAGUCCAAUAUCUUGGGUCGCAACACGACGAAAAAAAUCUAAACAUUUUCCUAGAGUAUGUUCCAGGUGGCUCAGUAGCUACAAUGCUCAACAAUUAUGGACCAUUGAAGGGAACUCUUGUUCGAUCUUUUGUAAGACAAAUCUUACAAGGAUUGAGCUAUUUACAUGAACAAGAAAUAAUUCAUCGUGAUAUUAAGGGCGCAAAUAUCCUGGUUGACAUUAAAGGCGGAAUCAAAAUCUCAGAUUUUGGCAUAUCAAAAAAAGUAGAAGAUGAAUUUAUGGCCGCAGCAUCAGCUCAUCGCCCUUCAUUACAAGGAUCCGUUUUCUGGAUGGCACCCGAAGUGGUAAAACAAAUACAUUAUUCUACGAAAGCUGACAUUUGGAGUUUAGGAUGUUUGAUAGUUGAAAUGUUUACGGGCGAUCAUCCUUUCCCCGAGUUUAAUCAAAUGCAAGCAAUGUUUAAGAUUGGUUCCUCUUGUUCUCCUGAAAUACCAGACAAUAUAUCACCUGACGCUAAGGAAUUCCUAGCAAAAACAUUUGAACUUGAUCACGAACAUCGGCCCGCAGCAAAUGUAUUAUUAAAUCAUACGUUUGUUACUUCAUCGGUAAAAUCGUCACCGCAACCUUCCCCAAUGUAA
Molecule: messenger RNA, 2037 nt
Organism: Ambispora gerdemannii
Lineage: Eukaryota; Fungi; Glomeromycota; Glomeromycetes; Archaeosporales; Ambisporaceae
Source: the annotation of a GenBank genome assembly